Molecule: messenger RNA, 2301 nt
Organism: Eptesicus fuscus (big brown bat)
Lineage: Eukaryota; Metazoa; Chordata; Mammalia; Chiroptera; Vespertilionidae
Gene: SIM1
Product: SIM bHLH transcription factor 1
Exons: 11
Coding region: 1-2301 (766 amino acids)
Biological process (GO): regulation of transcription by RNA polymerase II
Molecular function (GO): RNA polymerase II transcription regulatory region sequence-specific DNA binding; DNA-binding transcription factor activity, RNA polymerase II-specific; protein dimerization activity
Source: RefSeq, a predicted model, not a curated record
AUGAAAGAGAAGUCCAAAAAUGCUGCCCGGACUAGGAGGGAGAAGGAAAACAGCGAAUUUUAUGAACUGGCUAAGUUACUGCCUUUGCCCUCGGCUAUCACCUCGCAGCUGGACAAAGCAUCCAUAAUCAGACUCACAACCAGCUAUCUCAAAAUGAGAGUAGUGUUCCCAGAAGGGCUCGGUGAGGCGUGGGGCCACUCCAGUCGGACCAGCCCCCUGGACAACGUUGGCCGUGAACUGGGCUCUCAUCUGCUGCAGACCCUGGAUGGUUUUAUCUUUGUGGUGGCCCCAGAUGGAAAGAUCAUGUACAUCUCAGAGACAGCCUCAGUCCACCUGGGUCUUUCUCAGGUAGAACUGACCGGGAAUAGCAUUUACGAAUACAUCCACCCGGCAGACCACGACGAGAUGACAGCGGUUCUCACGGCCCAUCAGCCCUACCACUCUCACUUUGUCCAGGAGUACGAGAUCGAGCGCUCCUUCUUCCUGAGGAUGAAGUGUGUCUUGGCCAAGAGGAACGCGGGCCUCACCUGCGGUGGCUACAAGGUCAUUCACUGCAGCGGCUACCUGAAGAUCCGCCAGUACAGCCUGGACAUGUCCCCCUUCGACGGCUGCUACCAGAACGUGGGCCUGGUGGCCGUGGGCCACUCGCUGCCGCCCAGCGCCGUCACGGAGAUCAAGCUGCACAGCAACAUGUUCAUGUUCCGCGCCAGCCUGGACAUGAAGCUCAUCUUCCUGGACUCCAGAGUGGCGGAGCUGACGGGGUAUGAGCCCCAGGACCUGAUUGAGAAGACCCUGUACCACCACGUGCACGGCUGCGACACCUUCCACCUGCGCUGCGCCCACCACCUGCUGCUGGUGAAGGGGCAGGUGACCACCAAGUACUACAGGUUCCUGGCGAAGCAGGGCGGCUGGGUCUGGGUGCAGAGCUAUGCGACCAUCGUGCACAACAGCCGUUCGUCCAGGCCACACUGUAUCGUCAGCGUCAACUACGUUCUCACGGACACAGAGUAUAAAGGGCUGCAGCUCUCCCUGGAUCAGAUCUCAGCCUCCAAACCAACCUUCUCCUACGCCAGCAGCUCCACUCCUACCAUCCCUGACAACAGGAAGGGGGCCAAGUCCAGACUCUCCAGUUCAAAGUCAAAGUCCAGGACUUCCCCAUACCCUCAGUAUUCGGGAUUUCACACGGAGAGAUCAGAAUCUGAUCACGACAGCCAGUGGGGAGGAAGUCCCCUGACAGACACGGCCUCCCCGCAGCUCCUGGACCCCACGGACAGACCAGGCUCUCAGCACGACGCGUCCUGCGCCUACCGGCAGUUCUCGGACCGCAGCGCGCUCUGCUACGGCUUCGCGCUGGACCCCUCCAGGAUGGUGGAGGAGAGGCACUUCCACACCCAGGCCUGCGAGGGGGGGCGCUGCGAGGCCGGCAGGUACUUCCUGGGGACGCCGCAGGCCGGGAGGGAGCCCUGGUGGGGCUCCCGCGCAGCCCUGCCCCUGACCAAGGCCUCCCCAGAAAGCAGAGAAGCCUAUGAAAACAGCAUGCCGCACAUCGCUUCGGUCCACAGGAUCCACGGGCGAGGUCAUUGGGAUGAAGACAGUGUGGUCAGUUCUCCAGACCCCGGGUCUGCCAGCGAAUCAGGUGACCGAUAUCGCACCGAGCAAUAUCAAAGUAGCCCACACGAACCGAGCAAAAUUGAAACUCUGAUAAGAGCUACCCAGCAAAUGAUUAAAGAAGAAGAGAACAGAUUGCAGCUAAGGAAAGCCCCCCCAGACCAACUGGCUUCCAUUAAUGGAGCUGGGAAAAAACACUCCCUCUGUUUUGCAAACUACCAACAGCCCCCACCGACAGGCGAAGUCUGCCAUGGCUCCACCCUCGCCAACACUUCGCCCUGUGACCGCAUCCAGCAGAGGGAGGGAAAGAUGCUGAGCCCCCACGAAAACGACUAUGACAACAGCCCCACUGCACUGUCUCGGAUAAGUAGUCCCAAUUCAGAUCGCAUUUCAAAAUCCAGUUUGAUCCUAGCUAAAGACUAUCUCCAUUCGGAUAUGUCUCCUCAUCAGACAGCAGGGGACCACCCUGCCCUCUCUCCAAACUGCUUUGGCUCUCACCGGCAGUAUUUCGAUAAGCAUGCUUACACGUUAACUGGAUAUGCCUUGGAGCACUUAUAUGACAGCGAAACCAUUAGAAACUAUUCCUUGGGCUGUAAUGGCUCACACUUUGAUGUAACUUCCCAUCUAAGGAUGCAGCCAGACCCAGCACAAGGACAUAAGGGAACAUCUGUUAUAAUAACCAAUGGAAGCUGA